This is a messenger RNA of Salvia miltiorrhiza (redroot sage), 1770 nucleotides long. RefSeq names its product zinc finger CCCH domain-containing protein 20-like. The coding region runs from base 361 to 1410 and encodes 349 amino acids. The record is from RefSeq and is a predicted model, not a curated record. The transcript has a single exon. Lineage: Eukaryota; Viridiplantae; Streptophyta; Magnoliopsida; Lamiales; Lamiaceae. Gene Ontology annotation, molecular function: metal ion binding.
CGCCCUCUCGCCGUCGGUUAAAAAACUAAUUGCUAAAAAUUUAACCCCCAUAAUAACCUCGGUGACUCGCUGUCCACCCACAAUUCAUCACAACCCAAUCAAAUCUAGGUAAACUACACGUGUCGAUAUCACGUUUCGCCUUCGUACUUUAGUCCACGAAUGAUGCCGUAUUGAAGAAUACCCCACUUCUUUAACCGAGAAUUUUCACCUACGCAUGGUUCGGUCAUUUCCUAACCAUGGUUAAACACCAGGAGCAGUUUAUAUUGACCACACCAUUUCACUCCACAACAAAACCCCCAUCUCCCCACCACCAAAAAUAUUGAAAGAGAGAGGAAAAACGAAAACAGAGAGAAGAGAAAAAUGAUGCUUGGAGAGAGAAGCUAUGGCGGUACGACGGUGCAUACUCCUCCGUGGCCCUCCGCCGCAGACGAUCACAGCUCCCUCGCCUUGAGCCCCACCGCCGUCAAUGCUAACGGCAACGUCGACGACUACUCUUUAUUCUUCCAGGCCGACUCCUUAAAGGCGCUGCAGCGUUACUUACCGUCCAACUCAACCGACGUCGUUCCGGAGUUCUCCUUUGCUGACUCGGAUGGCAGCGAUUUCCUCCCCGUGGACGCGCACUCAUGCGAUAAUUUCCGCAUGUUCGAGUUCAAGGUGCGUAAGUGCACGCGCGGCCGCUCCCACGACUGGACCGAGUGCCCCUUCGCCCACCCCGGCGAGAAGGCCCGCCGCCGCGACCCGAGGAAGUACCACUACUCCGGCACCGCCUGCCCGGACUUCCGCAAGGGGACCUGCCGGAAGGGCGAUGCCUGCGAGUUUUCCCACGGCGUAUUUGAGUGUUGGCUCCACCCGGCGCGCUAUCGUACUCAGCCAUGCAAGGACGGCGUAAGCUGCAAGCGCCGCGUCUGCUUCUUCGCCCACGCGCCCGAGCAGCUCCGCGUCCUCAGCCCCCGCGCCGACUCCUACGACGGCAGCGCCUCCUCCUCCCACUCCCGCUUCCCGUUCAUCGCGUCGCCGGAGUCGCCGUCUCCGCCGGCUGCCGAGUCCCCGCCGAUGUCGCCGACGGUCAACGAGAUGGUGGCGUCGCUGCGGCAGCUGCAGCUGAAUAAGGUGAAAUCGAUGCCGUCGUCGUGGCUGGGGAGCUGUCCGUCGCCGCGGCUGAAGGUAGCGCCGCCGGGCUAUUUCAGCGUGCCCACGACUCCGACCCGGGCCGUGGCCCGGCCCGGGCUUGGGUACUUCGAGGCGUGGGACUGCGAGGAGGAGCCAAUGGAGCGGGUCGAGUCCGGGAGAAAUUUGCGGGCCAAGAUGUUUGAGAAAUUGAGCAAGGAGAAUCCCUUGGAGCGGGUCGAUCCGGAUCCGGAUCCAAACCCAAACCCGGAUGUGGACUGGGUGUCGGAGCUGAUAAAUUGAGGAGGGGCUUGUUGUGAAUAUGUGUGUUUUUCGGAGGGCAAUCUGGGAAUUUGUAAAUAGUGAAAGGAACAAUGAAUCCUUUUAUUUUUGGGGGCGGAAUGAAAAUUUUCUCUAGGCUAUAAUGUUGUACAGUGAAAUUACAAAAUUGGGGCUCUGCAUGCUUAAGGUUGGAAAGCAGCAGGAGCUUGCCGGGUUUUAUUGCUUAAGCGUCUCCCAUAAUUGCUAUGCUUAUUAGGUUUAUUAUGUUUACAUAAAUUUUGCUGCUAUUUAGUUUCCCCUAAACUUGCUGAUUAUUGUAAAUUAUGAGGCCAUGUAUCAGUGAUUGUCUAUUUCGUGUUAAUUUAAUCUAUAUAUUUACUA